Molecule: messenger RNA, 1371 nt
Organism: Sclerotinia sclerotiorum 1980 UF-70
Lineage: Eukaryota; Fungi; Ascomycota; Leotiomycetes; Helotiales; Sclerotiniaceae
Exons: 1
Coding region: 1-1371 (456 amino acids)
Biological process (GO): carbohydrate metabolic process
Molecular function (GO): hexosyltransferase activity; UDP-glycosyltransferase activity
Source: RefSeq, a predicted model, not a curated record
AUGACGGAACUCGCCAAACCAUUCAUACUGAUAUGUGCCCUUGGCGCAGCCGGGCAUAUGGCCCCGUGCAAAUUCUUAACCAAAUCUCUCAAGAAACGCGGUUAUGAAGUAACAUUUCUAGCCGCGUCAGCAUACGCACCCAUGGUCGAGGAAAUGGGCGUCACAUUUGUUCCUCUGCAAGGCUAUUCAAAUUUCAUCUUUGAUCCCGAAGAAUGGGAAGCGAGAUGGCCUGAGCGAAAACAGCUUAAUGGCAUUGCAGAAUUGGCUUUCGACAUGGAUCAUCUUUUUAUUAAACCCAUCCCCUCACAAUUCGAAACUAUCCAACGCGCUUUAAAAAUGAUGAAGGAGAAAGAUCCAGGAAGACCGAUUAUUAUUCUUCAAGAUCUUACUUUCUGUGGUGCUCUGCCGCUUUUAUUGGGUGCCGAAGGUAUCAAACCGACUGGUGUUAUCGGUAUUGGACAUACAGCUGUGAUGCUUUCAAGUCAGGAUAUUCCUCCCAUGGGAAAUGGAGGACUUCCAGAUAUGACACCCGAAGGUCGCAAACGCAAUAUCGCUUUGUAUGAAGAGGCACGAAACGGAAUAUUCCGAAGCGCCACUGAACGAUUUUACGAAGAAUUCGACAACUUGGGCGCCCGACGCCCGGAUACCGAUACGAUUGAUUCCAUGUAUGUCAUUCCAGACAGGUUUCUCCAACUCUGUACUCAGAGUGCCGAGUUUCCUCGAAGUGACUUGCCCAAGAAUAUAGUUUUCGCGGGCAAUUUCCCAAGAAAUCCUACAGAGGGAGUGGUUGCACGUCCUAGCUGGUGGGAAGAAGUCACUACAAAUCCAUCCAAAAAGCGCAUUAUAUUCGUGAGCCAAGGAACCGUGGCGGUAAAGUAUGAGGAAUUAAUCAUUCCAACCAUCCAAGCAUUUGCCGACCGAGAAGACACCCUCGUUAUCGUCGCGCUCGGUAUCAAAAAUGCAUCAUUACCUGCUUCGGUAAAAAUCCCAAGCAACGUGCAUGUGGAAGAUUUCAUCCCCUACGACGAUAUCCUUCCCUACUGCGACGUGCUGGUGACAAAUGGAGGAUAUGGAUCCUUCCGUCACGGAUUGAUCAACGGGGUUCCAAUGGUCAUUGGAGGUGAUACGCAGGAGAAACCGGAAACGGCCGCAAGAUGCGAGUGGGCGGGCGCAGGUGUUAAUAUGCGCACGGGCAAACCCAGCGUGCAGCUUUUGAGAGACUCGGUCGAGAAGGUGCUAGCAGAUCAGAAGUAUAAGAAUAAGGUUAUGGAGAUUAAGGCUGAGAUGGAUAGUUUGGAUCCGAUGGAUAUUUUUGAGAAACAUAUUCUUGAGUUGGUUCAGGAGAAGACGGCCUUGGCGAAUGGUAAUUGA